AUGUCUACAGCAGAUUUGAUGGAGAAUCUCAGGGAGGAACUGACCUGUUUCAUCUGCUUGGACUAUUUCACCAGCCCAGUGACCACUUAGUGUGAGCACAGCUUUUGGGUGUGUCUCCUGAGAAGCUGGGAGGACCUUGGAGAUAACACUCCUUUAUCUUGUCCUGAGUGCUGGAGGACCUUGGAGAUCCCACAUUUCCAGCCCAAUGAGCAUAUGGGGAGGCUGGCUGGCAUCGGCAAGCAGCUCAGAUCCCAGGUGCUGCGGAGUGAGGUCAACCAAGGCAGCUAUGAGAGAAUGCUAGCUGCCACUAAGGUGUUGUGUGAUGAUGAGCAGGGUGUAAAGGAUUUCUCAACCCAAGGUCAUGGAAUAAACAGAAUGAAUCUCUCGAAUGAGGCUGAGGAGAAUCAUAAAGAGAAGCUCCAGGAAAUCCUAAAUAUUUUGCGUAAAAAGAAAAAUGAAACUCAGGUUAUAUUAACCCAUGAGAAGGAGAGAGUGAUAUUGUGUAAGGAAGAGACAAGGACCUGUAAACAGGUUAUUGUGUCAGAAUAUGCAAAAAUGCACCAGUUCCUGAAGGAGGAGGAGCAGCUGCAGCUCCAGCUACUGGAAACGGAGGAAAGAGAGAACCUGAGGAGACUGAAGGACCAUGAGAUCAAGCUGACCCAGCGAAUUCGAAGCCUGAGCAAAACAAUUGGACAGAUAGAGUCCAUGUGUCAGAACUCGAUCAUAGAGUCAUUUGAGGAUGUAAGAGGAAUACUGGAAAGGAGUGAGCCACUCUUGCUUCAGUGUCCAGAGGCCAUCACCAUGGAACUGACUCUAUGCCACAUCACUGGAAUGAGGGAGAUGCUAAGAGAAUUUAGCACGGAUGUAACUCUAGAUCCAGCCACAGCCAAUGCCUAUCUUGUCUUGUCUGAGGAUCUGAAAAGUGUGAAACAUGGAGGAACCCGACAGCAGUUGCCUGACAACCCCGAAAGAUUUGACCAAUCUGCAAUGGUGCUGGACGCUCAGAUCUUCACCUGCGGGAGACACUGCUGGGAGGUGGAAGUGGGCAACAAGACUGAGUGGGAGGUAGGCAUCUGCAAGGACUCAGUGAGCAGAAAGGGGAAUCUCCCCAAGUCUCCAGGGGACCUCUUCUCAGGUUUAAAAAUUGGGGAUGAUUAUAGUCUUUGGGUCUCAUCACCUUUGAAAGGCCAACAUGUUAGAGAGCCAGUGCAUAAGGUUGGUGUUUUCUUAGACUAUGAGUCCGGGCACACAGCAUUCUACAAUGUGAGAGACGAGUCCCUUAUCUACAGUUUCCCUCCAGCCUCUUUCCAAGAGGCUCUCAGGUCCAUCUUCUCCCCUUGUUUCCCAAAUGAAGGGACAAACACAGGCCCUCUUACCAUCUGCUCACUGAAUAACCAUGUCUGA
Messenger RNA from Lipotes vexillifer (Yangtze River dolphin), 1404 nucleotides. RefSeq names its product tripartite motif family like 1 (gene TRIML1). Gene Ontology annotation, molecular function: protein binding. The record is from RefSeq and is a predicted model, not a curated record. Lineage: Eukaryota; Metazoa; Chordata; Mammalia; Artiodactyla; Lipotidae.